Messenger RNA from Periconia digitata, 1299 nucleotides. NCBI's taxonomy places the organism in Eukaryota, Fungi, Ascomycota, Dothideomycetes, Pleosporales, Periconiaceae. The record is from the annotation of a GenBank genome assembly.
UAUAUCUCGUCUUUGUACGCCCGGUUACGUUCAUCCACCUUCAGCAUCCAUCCUUCGUAUUGAUCUCUCCCUUCCCCAUCAACAUCCAUACCCACAACCUACCAUCUUACUUUUACCCUUCUACUGUCAAGUCUUUGUUUCAUUACCAUCAUGUCUUCUCGCGGACAACCCACCCCGCCUUUCAAUUCGCCCUAUCAGCAAGCCAUGAAGUCAAAUGCUCUCGUACACUCGCCUGCAUACCCUUCUCCUGCAAGAAGUGAUUCAGAGUCAUCGAGGUACCAACCCGAGGGACUUGGACUGUACGGCUUCCCUCAUCACUUCUCGAGUGGCUCCGUCUCCCAAUCAAAUAACAUCAUGUUCCCACCAUCACCCCAUCCCACAGAGGCAUGGGCCAACAUGUCGAAUGGUACACCACCCAUGAUUCAAGAGCCAAUCGUCGACCCUUGGACAUCUGGAGCGUACGAUCAUCCAGUCAUCAACUCGCCUAUUCCAUGGCCACAGUACGAAGGCUCGCACAGGUCUUCCAUGUCUUCACCAAGGGAGGCAUCAGUGUUUUCUGGAGACGGUUCCGAGCACGGCCUGGUACGUGUGAAGUUGGAAAACGGCUCCGGGUGGGCUUCAGAUGAAGAUGCACUUUCCAUGGGUACCGUUGCUCCCGGCAGACUGCUCAAUGGACAUCUUUACCCCCAGGAGUACCCACACACCUCGCCAUACGACAGCCAGUCUGUUUCCCAGAGGAAGCGCGUCGACAGCCCCCUGCAAGACCACGCUGAACCGAGGGAGCGCAAGAGGAGAACGAAGUCAACAGAGGAGCCCAAGUAUGCUUGUGAGCUUUGCGACAAGACUUUCAUUCGACGAUACAACAAGAAGUCGCACAUGAAACGUCACGACCUUGGCCGACACAAGCCACACAAGUGUAACCACGGCGACUGCAUUCAGGGCUUCGACCGGAAGACCGACCUCGAUCGCCACAUCAAGAGCGUGCACGACAAGAUCCGAGACCUUGUCUGCCAAAAAUGCGGUGACUCUUUCUCCCGCAAGGAUACUCUCCGAAGACACCAAGAUGACGGUUGUCGAGUGAAGAACCAGUUGAGCUUGAGACAGAUCCAGGAAACUCGUUCAAUGCGAGCAGUCUCGAACACACAGCAAGCAUAUUACCCAUCCCCUCGCGCCGACUUCUACCCUAUUCCCACUUCAAAUGCCGCGAAUUAUCACCCUUCAGAGGCAUUGGUAGGGUAUGAUUCACGGUCGCCACCCCUCUUUCGCAGCAACAAUCUUGGAGGGCAUGCAGGCUACUAG